Molecule: messenger RNA, 159 nt
Organism: Dentiscutata heterogama
Lineage: Eukaryota; Fungi; Glomeromycota; Glomeromycetes; Diversisporales; Gigasporaceae
Source: the annotation of a GenBank genome assembly
ACUGCUGUUAUUUUACAGGGAAUUGCCGCGCGUAUAGCUCGUAAACAAGCCAGUUCUGCUAAAGCAAAUACAUAUGCUAAACUUUUUAGGGAUUUUAACUUAAUGAGUCUUGAAAUUAUUGAUCGCUAUAACGAGUCUACUAUUAAAAGCAAAUUAUAA